CCUGCUGUUUUAUGUGAGUGUGCUUUUCACUCGAGGCUUGUUCAGCAAUCGGCGACCCCGCCUACCUCAUCAGCUCUCUUUUGUUCUUUCUCCGUCCAAUUUCAUCUCCCGAACACAAGGUCCGCUCAUUCCCCGUUUAUUAAUGUUAAUUUGUUGUAUGAUUAUGCGCAGCUGUGGAGGUCUCAGUGCGGUGUUCGGGUUACUUUGGUGAUGGGUGCACCAUGGGAAACAAGAUCAGCAGAAGACGGGACACUGCACCAGCCGAGCAGAAGGCUGCAGAGGAGGCAAUCGACACGCAGGAAGCUGUGGUGGAGGCAGUAGCUGAUGCGCCAGUGGUGGUUGCAGAGGUGACUGAACCAGUAGUAGAAUCAGUGCCAGCACCGGUACAGGAGGCUGAGCCAGAGCCCCCCAAGCAGCCAGAGACUGCACCCUCAUUGGAGGAGCCGGUGAGCGUCCCACUAGUAGCCCCAGCACCACCUGAACCCGAGCCCCUGGUGUCAGUCAGCAAACCAGUGCCAGUCGCCCCGGAGCCAAAGCCAGUCGCCCCGGAGCCAAAGCCAGUCGCCCGGAGCCAAAGCCAGUCGCCCGGAGCCAAAGCCAGUCGCCCGGAGCCAAAGCCAGUCGCCCCGGCGCCAAAGCCAGUCGCCCCGGAGCCAAAGCCAGUCGUCAUAGAACAGGAGGCUGUCCCAGAGCCAAACCUCUCCCAGGAGUUCCUCCUACAGCCAGUCAUUCCAGAGACCCUCCCCUCCCCCACCCCUCUUCUGGACCUGGGUGUCCCUGAGCUGACCCCUGAGCCCCUCGAUGCUCCCCCCUCCCACAGAUCUGCCCCAGACCAGCCCACAGACCUGGGGGGUGCAGAAUGCUAUGACGACAACGUAAAGGGUGCCUGGAAUUCUGUCUCCGUCCCAGAAGAGUCCAAAGAAACCCCGGAGAAGCCAGCAACCAUGGCGGAGAAGCUUCUGUGUGAUGUCAUGGGCAGCGAGCUGAGCAAAGCGGAUUCUUCAACCACUUAGCCCUGACGGCCGAUGACAUCAUGGUCAAUGAUGUCAUAGCAGACGACAUUUCGGAAGGUGACGUGUCCACUGAGCUGAUAUGGGAGAAGAAAAUAAAAAUAAGAACUAGAAGAAAAAAAUGGACAAUGACGUUCUAAAAAAGGCAGACGCAAGCAGAAAAAAAAUGUAUAAAAAAAGAAUACAACUUUGAUCUGAGAAGGCUAAAGGGAAAACUAAGACCGUGAAGUAGCACUCAGAUAAUCUGAGACCUGGGAUGUAUUCCCUAGGAACCAAGUGUACGCAAACAGAAUUAAACUGGGUGGGACCUACAUGAAUUUGUCCAAUAGAAAUUCUAGUUUCUGUUGCGAAACAUUUUGGAAUAAUGAUUAGACCCCAGGUAAUAGACGUGCCUUUCUUUCUGAGUGUAGGUUGACUAAAGGGAUUUGGUGAUGGGUGGCCAGGGCAGAAGUGUACCCAUCAUCGCCCUCUGAGCCAUAUAGACAUAACACUGCAUAGCAGAACACUUACAGUAACUAUAUGUGGUAACUAUGUAUGACAAGACGUUUGCCUUGGUGUGUACACCUGAUGAAUUGUAACAACGUUUGAAAUUGGCCUACAUACUAUGAUGUACAUUCAUGCUUGGACUCUCACAAUCCUUCCUCUUUAACUCUGAAACGGAGGUGACCUUAUUAUAUUUCCUUGGAGGAAUGUAUUAAAGGUGAUGGUCUGGUUGUGAAAAUAAAAUAAGAUUGUUCCACCUUGAA
This is a messenger RNA of Oncorhynchus tshawytscha (Chinook salmon), 1756 nucleotides long. RefSeq names its product protein TsetseEP. Bases 222 to 1013 code for a protein of 263 amino acids. NCBI's taxonomy places the organism in Eukaryota, Metazoa, Chordata, Actinopteri, Salmoniformes, Salmonidae. The transcript has 2 exons. The record is from RefSeq and is a predicted model, not a curated record.